GAAGGAACCAAGUCUAAGAAGCGGGCCGCUGAAGUACAGAAGUCCAAGUCGCCAAAGAAACCUAAGAUUACGAAGGAUGUAAAGAAAAGCAGAAAAAAGUCCAAAGGCGAUGGACCUCAGGUGAAAAGAGCUUCCUCGGCGUACAUUCACUUUACGACGGAUUUCCGAAAAACGCUGAAAGAGAAAUGCGAGAAGAAUGGCGACCCUCUACCUAAGGCAAACGAAGUUGCGAAGAUGGCGGGCGAGCAGUGGAAAAAACUUACAGCCGAGGAGAAAAAGCCUUACGAUUUAAAGGCUCAGGCGGAUAAAGAGCGCUACUUGAAAGAGGUAAGGAACGAUUUUCAACAAAACAAGGCGAGGACACGGAGUUAAAUUACUCAUCUUUCGGGACUCCAACAUGGCCGCCACAUCCUCGUCCGUGCUAAGCUCAACUGUUGUGUCACGUGAUAGUUUUUUCCUUUCACGAGACAAAUAUCUUUUUGUUACUGAAAAAUUAGUUAAUUCCUAUUUCAGAACUUUUUCCAAUUAACUUUCAAAGAGCAAGAAAUGCCUUUGUAAUGAAAACUUUUAUUUUUCCCAAAUAUCUUCAAAUGCUGAAAAUUCUUGCAUUUUUUGCAUAUUCUUCAACUUUGAAUUGUAUUUGAAAUCACUUUCAUUUUUCUUACUGGAAAAUUAUUGCCAGGAAAAUAAACAAAUUGUGUUAGUUUUAGAGGAUAAAUUUGUCCAAGUGCCUCCUCAGGUUCACAUAUCAUUUUAGAUCUUUGAAAUUAAUCAGUUCUGGUAGACUUUCAAGAGAGCUAUUGAAUGUUUGGUUACAAAAUGAGGUAAAAAAAAAAAAUUGUGAAAUGUUAUUUUCUUUAUAAUCUGAUCAUGUUCGUCACAUGGCCAUUUUACAGACUUGAUGUAUUGUAUGAAGCUUCAAAUUUGAUGGCAGCAGUUGGUAUGCGCAGCCGUUUUGGUUAUUUCAAACCCUUGAUGUUAUGUUUGCACAAAGUUUGAAAAAAAAAAUUUUUUUCUGGCCACCAUUUUAUAUUUUUGACUUUUUUGAAGAAAAUGAACUUGCAGCACUGUAUUACUUUAAUUGUGACAAAAAAAAAGGUUUGUUAGCUAUAGAUUUGUCUUUGAGAUUUAGUCCAGAAUUAAUAUGUAAGAAUUUACCAGAUAUGUUAAGUUUUUCAUCAUUCUGUUCCCAUUUUCGCGUCAAAGUGGCUUCAACACCAGGCCAUUACUAGCAAGAGGCAAGGUACUUGCCUUGUGUAGAUUUUAACAUUGCAAUUUUAAUUGGAAAAACCAGUCCCAGUUGAAGAAGAUUGAUAUUUUUGAAGCCAUACCUUAAAAUAGCAUCUCAGAGCUCCUAGAUUUCAAUUUUUUUUUUGAGGGGGGGGGAGGGGGGGAAAUCACCAGAACCCAAUUUGCUCCUUCGGUGAUGACAGAUCUUGCUUCUUCCUGUGAGGAUGAAGACCUUGCCAAACUAUAGUUGUUGUUACUGAUACAAACUACCCAUGCCAGGGCCAUGGCAAGAUGGAUGGCCAGCUGUGAGACAAUCCAAAAAAAGCAAGAGAACGAAGGCUCUCUUUUUGUGUAAUUCUGUGUUUUAAUGAAAAGCCUCUAGCAAAUUUUUAUUCCUAAGGCAUGUAAAAGAUGAAAAGUCAAAACUUUUACCAUAAAGACAGUUUCCUCAGCUAAAGUUGUCCUAGUUACAGCCCUUAAUCCUGAAGUAACUAUUUUUUCUCUGUCUAUGUUUUUCUCUGUCUGUGCAGAGUGGAAAGCUAGCCAAGAAAGAAUCAGACAAGCCAAAGCGUGCUCCCACUGCCUACUUCAUCUUCCUGGCUGAAUUCCGAGAGCAAAUGAAAGGUAAGAGUACAGAUGGUGACCAAAAAAUUCCAGCCCUUGCCGGUGAAAAAUGGCGAAGCAUGAGCGACAAGGAUAAGGAGAAGUACAAAAAGUUAGAGGCAGAAGCGAAAAAGAAGCAUGAGGCUGCAAUGGAAGAAUGGAAAAAGAAGGUUAGUUUAAUCAAAGACACUUAAAUAUUCUUCAUUCAUAAAAGUAAGGUGUAGCACAAUUUUAUGAACAAAAACUCUUUCCACGGUGCAAAGAAAGUCAGUUUUAAAGCUUGUCCAUUAACUUUGGCAAGCUGUAGCUAGCCGAGAGUCAUUUCAACUAACCCAAAAAAGAUUUUUUUUUUAAGUUCAGUAUUAAGAGUUAAUUUAUGAUUACUUAUUUAUUAAUGACAUCAGUUAAUAUAGCAGUAGCUGCUUUACUAAUUCAUGUUAUUAACAAAGAUAUCAAUUUCACUUUGUCAGAUCAACUUGAAAAAGAGCUUUUGAUCCAUUUGAAUUAAUUUUAUUAGAAAUUUAACCUAUAAUAUUUGUCUUUAAACAGUAUUUCCAUAUUUUGAAUUCCACCCCCAAAAAUUUCACUUGCCGAUUGGGCAAGUUAAGAACAGAAUUCACUAGCCCAAAAUAAUGCAAAAUUCACAAGCCCCGGGCUAUCAGACAUGACCUUCUUCCCCACCUCUAGCCUAUUAGGGCUGCAACAAUACAAUGUACACAUGUUUAUCAUUGCAAAAACAAGGAAACAAAAAAAACCUUGGCAUACUCUUAUGUUUCUCUCACAGAAUGCAGGCAAAGAAGUGGCCCAGCCUUCAAAACCUAAAACACAGAGUAAAAAAGCCCCACCGAAAAAGGAGGUACCCAAACCAUCUGAAUCUGAGGAAGAGGACGAUGAUGAUGAUGAUGAAGACGAGGAAGAAGAGGAAGAAGAUGCUGAUGAUGUUGAUGAUGAUGGUAAGUUGGUGAUUUUA
Molecule: messenger RNA, 2803 nt
Organism: Porites evermanni
Lineage: Eukaryota; Metazoa; Cnidaria; Anthozoa; Scleractinia; Poritidae
Source: the annotation of a GenBank genome assembly